GGACAAGCGGUUUCUGUCGCUUCUGUAGGACGAUUAACAAUUCAGGACGGCGUGGGGAGCACUGGACACGACGGAAAAGCUUCCUAACCAUAUUGGACUCCCUGGCUGCGCUCCCCUGCCACCAGCAGGAUCAGACAAGGAAGAAACAGCAGACUGAGUCACUGACUGAAUACACACCCCAAACAGACAGGGCGCUGCGAUGGAGAUCCUCACCACUCUCCUGCUGCUCGGGCAAGCGAUGAUUGUACAAAUACAAGAAGGUUCCUCAACAGAGACUGGAACACCCGUACUAACGAUGGAGCCAAUGUGGAGGAGAUUCUUAACGGGUGACUGGAUCAUUCUUAGAUGUGAUGCUGGUCGAGAGCUUCAUUCUGUGAGAUAUAAGUGGUUCAUAAACAACACUAUCCAAGAGUUCAGCGAGAAGAUUUACACCAUUGAGGCUGCUGGAAUAGAGCAUAAUGGGGAAUACAGAUGCCAAACUUUGACACAAACAACAGCCGACAGUAACAGCAUUCUCGUGAGAGUAUCCGCUCCUGAAUUGUUUGUGAGGAUUGAGACUGAGCCAGAACCUCUGUGGUAUGAGCAGACAUUGAGGUUGAGUUGUAACUGCACAUACCCCACGCCAAAUGAAUUCAUUUACACAUUUUAUCAGGAAGGUUCUGUUAUUGCUGAGUUCCGGACAAGAAAUAAAAGUGUUUCUUUUCGAAAGGAGCGGGUUACAUUUGAGGAUACAGGACGGUAUCGAUGCCAAAUGCAGUUUGUUGAUUAUCCCGAUGGUCCUGUGUACACAUCAGCUUACAGACGUGUAGAUGUGCGAGAAAGUCCGGUGAUACUGCAGGUGGAUCCCAGACUGCAGAGAGAUGGUGAUCCCAUCACACUGAAUUGUCGGUGUACCCAGGACCAUGUGUGUGGGACAGGACAAAUUUACUUCUACAGAAAUGAGACCCUCCUGAACUCUGAUUCCAUGCCUCGCAACGUCCAUCGUAUCCACCGAGCAACCCUAAUAGAUUCAGGGUGGUACCGCUGUGCGAUUUUCCAGAACCUUUCAGAAUUCCUGUCCCUCUGGGUGGAAGUCACUGUCCAGAUCCCUGUGAGCUGCCCAUCCAUCAGCUCAGAUCUGAAGGAGCCCGCUGUGUCCAUCGGUGACCACUUUCCCAUCCGGUGUACGUCUGAAAAUGGGACACUGCCUAUAAACCUCAUGCUUUACCACGACCACCACCCCCACCCCCUGAGGAACACAACAGUCGUUGACUCCAGGACAGCCACCUUCCAUGUCACCGUGCCACCUGAUGGGGAGGGCGCUGCGUACUCCUGUGGUGCUGCCAAUGCCGUUGCCCACGUUAUCAACUGCAGUGAGCCGCUCGUCCUCACUGUGUCAGGUCCCUCUGGGAAAUUUGCUCUGCAGGUCGGAGGUUCUGCUGUUGCUGCCGUUCUCCUCAUUGUUUUCCUGCUUCUGUUUGCUGUCUGCAAACUCCAUCAUAAAGAGAGACGUCAGGACACCUCUGGUUCCCAAUCCAGGAGAGACACCAGCAGCCCCAAUCAUGAUGAAAUUGUGUACUCUGUUGUCCAAGCAAAGAAGAAAGAAGGAGGCUCCGUCAGGACAAGAAGAGAACCACAGGAGUUUGACAGUCGUGUGACUUAUGCAUCAUUAAUGCACCUUGAAACACCAAAGGUCCGAGCGGCGAGUGCCAGAGGGGAGGAAGAAAAUGGCUCGUCCAUUUACCAGAACUUUCAGAGGAGGUAGUCACAGAGAUCUGCUGCCCCUGCUGAUGAGGAAGAGAAGUUCCUUCUGGUGGCAGGCAGGGGUCUGUUCAUUUGUCAUCUUCAACUGAAGAAUGGACCAAAUCAACAUGGGAACUUCACAUCAGAGAAAUGGCACCUGGUUGUUCUCUCAUUCUAGAAUGCAGUUAGUUCCCCAAAUGCUGUGCACAUAUCCCUAACCCUCAGCAGCUGUAGAUGAACAGGAUGUCUUCUGCCCAAAGCUGUGGUUGAACAUCUUCACCCAAUUCUAAAUCCUCAUGUUUGGGAGCCAUGUAACAAUGAACUGCUGCCUCAUAUAGAGUCAUGCAGCACAAAAACUGACCCUUUGAUCCAACUUGUCCAUGCCAACCAAACUUCCCAAACUGAGCUCACCCCUCCUGCCUGUGCUUGGCUCAUAU
This is a messenger RNA of Stegostoma tigrinum, 2159 nucleotides long. Its product is annotated as high affinity immunoglobulin gamma Fc receptor I-like. The transcript has 11 exons. Gene Ontology annotation, biological process: cell surface receptor signaling pathway. Lineage: Eukaryota; Metazoa; Chordata; Chondrichthyes; Orectolobiformes; Stegostomatidae. The record is from RefSeq and is a predicted model, not a curated record. Bases 200 to 1744 code for a protein of 514 amino acids. Gene Ontology annotation, molecular function: transmembrane signaling receptor activity.